Molecule: messenger RNA, 192 nt
Organism: Pyricularia pennisetigena
Lineage: Eukaryota; Fungi; Ascomycota; Sordariomycetes; Magnaporthales; Pyriculariaceae
Exons: 1
Coding region: 1-192 (63 amino acids)
Source: RefSeq, a predicted model, not a curated record
AUGUGCCUACAAAUCCAGCGGGAUGCAACUCGCAUUGCCUGUUGCAAUAAUCUUUUGAGUUCCGAUACAGAGGCCUCUUUCUUUUUACCAGAAACGAAUCCUGGGGGUGGUGGUCCGAUGGGAGGGAGGUUUUCAACGGAUCUCGCUGUUGGAUCGCUGAUAACAACGUGCGUAAAAGCGGCAAUAGCGUAA